Messenger RNA from Topomyia yanbarensis, 743 nucleotides. RefSeq names its product bax inhibitor 1-like. Gene Ontology annotation, molecular function: enzyme binding. NCBI's taxonomy places the organism in Eukaryota, Metazoa, Arthropoda, Insecta, Diptera, Culicidae. The coding region runs from base 3 to 728 and encodes 241 amino acids. The transcript has a single exon. Gene Ontology annotation, cellular component: mitochondrial membrane. The record is from RefSeq and is a predicted model, not a curated record. Gene Ontology annotation, biological process: cellular response to unfolded protein; negative regulation of apoptotic signaling pathway; negative regulation of RNA splicing.
AAAUGUCUCUGUUGUCACAAUCGCGACAAAUUUUCAAUGAAAAUUUUUGUCAAAAUUUGGACGUUAACGUUCGUACACACUUGUUCAAAGUGUACACCUGUAUGACACUAACCUGUGCCGCUGCUACUGCCGGUUCGCUCGUUCACCUGACCGGGCUUUGGGAAGCAGGACUGCUGUCCAUACUGCUCCAGUUGAUUGCAACCGUGGCACUUGUUCUUACUCCAAACCGGAAAAGUAAUGUCGAAUAUCGGUUCGGUUUAUUGAUGAUAGUGGGCGCCUUAGCUGGCCAUCUGCUGGGACUACUGAUCGAACAAGCAAUGAUCGUGAAUCCGGCUUUCGUGUUGACUGCGCUACUUGGAACGACGCUAAGCUUUACCUGGUUGAGUUUGGCCGCUCUGCUUGCCGAACGCGGAAGUCAUCUUAUCCUGGGCGGAAUCUUGUCCAGUGCGCUCACGAUUCUUGUACUCGUUGGACUGGCGAAUUUGUUCUUUCAGUCAUGGUUGCUUCACAAGUGGAGUUUGUAUGCCGGGCUGGCCGUUAUGUGUGGUUUCGUGCUGUUUGAUACUCAGCUGAUUGUUGAAGAUGUUCGACAAGGAAGUGACGAUUACGUUUCGCAUGCCCUGAGACUUUUCUUCAGUAUCGUGGAUAUCUUCCGUUUUCUGAUGGCAAUUAUGAUUUCCACCGAAAGGAAUAAUCAAAGAAGGAGAAGGGAUAGUGAGAAUGAGUAAUAAAAUAAAAAUCAA